AUGAAUGGUAUCGGUCAGCCAAGCAGCUACGUCAAUAUUAAGCAGGUGAUAGUCGCCGGCGGGCCGGUGAAUUCCCCGGCGUUGCUCCUGAGAUCUGGAGUGGGUCCACGCAGCCACCUCGAGGAGCUAGGAAUCCCCGUCGUCAAAGAUCUGCCCGUUGGGUAUAACCUCCAGGCGACGGUGUGGCGUCUGCGCCCGCGCAGCCGCGGCCGUGUGUCUCUGCGGAGCGCCGACCCGGAAGACGCGCCGCUCAUCGACCCGCAGGACCGGCACUGGGACUCGGACGAGUACUGGCGCUGCGGCGCUGCGUAUGGCAGCGGCCGCAGACGCUCUAUCCACCCGUGGUGCACCAACAGGAUGGGGCCCGGCGCAGACGCCGGCGCCGUUGUGACGCCACUGAAGGUGCGCGGCCUGCUAGGCCUGCCGCCGGGUGCGACACCUCGUCAUGCCACGCUCGUUCGGGGCCACCUGAGUAUGGGCGGCUAUGUCAUCGGGGAGAAGGCCGCGACUCAUCAAGCGGGAUUACGCUCGGGGCUCUAG
Messenger RNA from Gryllus bimaculatus (two-spotted cricket), 540 nucleotides. NCBI's taxonomy places the organism in Eukaryota, Metazoa, Arthropoda, Insecta, Orthoptera, Gryllidae. The record is from the annotation of a GenBank genome assembly.